This is a messenger RNA of Fusarium venenatum, 2130 nucleotides long. The record is from RefSeq and is a predicted model, not a curated record. NCBI's taxonomy places the organism in Eukaryota, Fungi, Ascomycota, Sordariomycetes, Hypocreales, Nectriaceae.
AUGGAUCAUUCCGUGGAUCCUGAACGGGCAACUUCUUCGUCCACUCCCCGCAAGUUCAGCAUUCGCAGUAACUUUGGUAAAGCGCGUCAGCCCAGAAGUCGCAAGAACAGGCCCUGUGACGCUUGUCGUCGCCGUAAGACUGCUUGUGUUAUUACUGCUGAGCCCCCAUGUCUGUUUUGUAAAAGCAGAGGCUUGGUAUGCCAAUCCCUCUCUGAUCCCGAUGUCCUGGCUUCUCGGGCCGGACCUUCUGUCUCUACUUCUGCUUCUGGCCAUCAUAUCUACCCUGGUCCUGGAGGCCCAUCACCUUCAACUGCCGAUACGUCUAGGAGUUUCGAUGCUACAAGUCCUGCCUCAGUCGCAGCUUCAGCUACAGCAUCAGUUACGGCAUCUGUCUCUGCCUCUGCAUCCGCCAUCUCUCCAUCCGCGGCUUCCGAAGUCAACCGCCACAGGACCGAGCCGUCCGCCGUUGUUCACAACGGCCUCGUCCGGCCCCAUCCUCCGCCUGUCCCUGGUCAAAGCCCUUCUGACAUCAACGCUCACAGCCUUGAUCCACCCCGUUUGCAUCCCGAUCAGGAAGUUGUAUACGCCAUUGAAGAUGUUCCAGGCAGGACUGCCCAUGCCAUGGCAUUAGCCUCGGAGCAGGAUCCUUACUUUUUGGAUGCCUUUAGGUCGGUGCUGCUUAGCGAGAGGGAGGGCAUCGAUGCCAACUUUGUCCAGGUUUACCACGGCGGGCCUGAUCAGGAUGAUUAUCCCAUGCACUUUUUGCUUCUGCUUGAUGAGUUCCCCGACCACAAGAAUGAGGCUAGACAGCAUGCUUCGGAUGCUAUAGAACGUAUUGUAUGGCCUCAUGGACCAGCCCUGGUUCGUCUUUACUUCCGACACGUCCAUGUCGGGUUCCCCGUCAUUCACAAGGCUCGCUUUCUUCGACAGUAUGCAACUUCCAAACUGGACAUACCCUCGUCACUACGGGGUGCCGUGUAUGCCCUUGCCUGCGUCUUCUGGUCCCAGGAUGCCCAGCUCGCCAGGAUACCGUGUCCCUUCAAACAGCACGAGCUGACCAACAAUGCUCAAGAGGCCCUGCGGCGGGAACUCGAUGCGCCUAAUCUGUGUCGUCUAAUGUCCGCUCUAUUGCUGAUGCACAUGAUACCACCCGAGAUAGACAGCGUCGAGACCCCUUAUCUCUGGGUGAUGGCGUGUCAAGCCACCUCGGUCGCGCAGAUGCUCGGUCUUCACAUGGACCCUGACAAGUGGAACAUUGCGCCAUGGGAGAAGAGGUUGCGGAAGAAGCUCUGGUGGGCCGUCUUUUACACGGACUGUUGGUCGUCAGUCUGCCACGGUAACCCCCCGCAUAUAAGCUACGAAUCUUUUACGACUCCGCCACCAGAUAUGGACGAUCUCCGGUCCGGUGAAGACAUCCCUGACGAUCUGCGGUACAUGAUUGACCCCGAGGAUGCCACCUUCCGUGUAGUUGAUGGUGCCCGAUUCCUCGAGCAAAUCGCUGUGUCGAGAGAGAUGCGUGCCAUCUUGGAUUGCAGCCACGGUGUACGAUCUAACACGCAGACGCGUACACAAUUGAUACCUAUUCGAGAAACGCUCAAGGAAUGGCCCAGCCUUAUCCCGAGUUGCUUGGCUGUGAGACCUUAUGCACACAAUGGACCCCUGCAUAUCUCAUUCUUUGCAACACAAGUACUACUGUUUCGUGGUCUCAUGUUCCCCGCCACAAGAGCCGCAAAGGUGACACCUGGUUCAAACCUGCAAAGGUGGCUCUCCACCGCGCUCGCAGAAUUCGAGCUCUUCACCACCUUUAUGUCAUAUAUCACCGAACAAGAACUCACCAGCUUCUGGGGUCGCUUUGCCCGAUCGCAGCUCAUUCUCUGCGGUAACUUCCUCAUAUACUUGUUUCUCCUUGCCAGUGAUCCUCGCGAUGUCGAGGCGGCUUACAGGUUAUUGGAAAAGUUCCACCUCUCACUGCAGAGACUCGGUGCUACGGACGACACGGCAGCACAGGUCUUUUUGCGACCUGUCAUUUUGAGGAUUGAUUCGUUCUUUAUGCAAGCUACCGAGUUGAUCAAACAUGGAAGAACGGUGAAGCUGGAGCCGCCUGUCAUGACAGUGCCGAGAGGAGAGUAG